UGCAACCAAAACAGCUGUUAGACAUAGCAACAGGGAUAUUCUGGCAGGGUGUCUGUCUAGCAUUAGUUCUGAAUACGGUUGUGGUUUUGAUCACUAAAAUGGCUGUGACUUUUGGACUCUCUUUGAGUGUUUCUUGGCUUUGUUGCCUGCUAAUUGGAGGGAUGAUGUGUUUUCCACUUCAAGGUGAAGCUUAUGGGCAUCCUGCCUACACUGGACCUGAACCAACUGCAAGUGUGGUGUCUGUUCCAAAUGCUAAAGCUACUGGCACCAAUACUCUGGCAAGUCUGACGCCGGGUCCAAAUGCGACAGCUGAAGCAACUGCCAACCAUGCCUUGUCAGAAGUGGCCGUCCCCCGCGCCUCAGCUGAAGCAACUGCCAACCAUACCUCAGCAGAAGCGGCUGUCCCCUGCACCUCAGCUGAAGCAACUGCCAACCAUACCUCUGCAGAAGCGGCCGCCGGCCCCCGAGCGUCUGCCGAAGCGGCCCGUGCCUCAGCUGAAGCAACUGCCAACCAUGCCUCAAUAGAAGCGGCCCGUGCCUCAGCUGAAGCAACUGCCAACCAUGCCUCAAUAGAAGCGGCCCGCGCCUCAGCUGAAGCAACUGCCAACCAUGCCUCAGCAGAAGCGGCUGGCCCCCACGCCUCGGCUGAAGCAACUGCCAACCAUACCUCUGCAGAAGCGGCCGCCGGCCCCCGAGCCUCUGCGGAAGCGGCCCGCGCCUCAGCUGAAGCAACUGCCAACCAUACCUCUGCAGAAGCGGCUGGCCCCCACGCCUCGGCUGAAGCAACUGCCAACCAAGAAGCGGCCCGCACCUCAGCUGAAGCAACUGCCAACCAUACCUCUGCAGAAGCGGCUGGCCCCCACGCCUCGGCUGAAGCAACUGCCAACCAUACCUCUGCAGAAGCGGCUGGCCCCCGCGCCUCAGCUGGAGCAACUGCCAACCAAGAAGCGGCCCGCGCCUCAGCUGAAGCAACUGCCAACCAUACCUCAGCAGAAGCGGCCGCCGGCCCCCGAGCCUCUGCGGAAGCGGCCCGCGCCUCAGCUGAAGCAACUGCCAACCAUACCUCAGCAGAAGCGGCUGGCCCCCGCGCCUCAGCUGAAGCAACUGCCAACCAUACCUCUGCGCCUCAGCAGAACAGACGGCCCGACCACUCAACAAGCUAGAUAGGGAGAUCAUAAUUUGGUUUGCCCAACUCCUUAAUCGUCUUUCCCC
Molecule: messenger RNA, 1212 nt
Organism: Oncorhynchus nerka (sockeye salmon)
Lineage: Eukaryota; Metazoa; Chordata; Actinopteri; Salmoniformes; Salmonidae
Product: coiled-coil domain-containing protein 8-like
Exons: 3
Coding region: 99-1163 (354 amino acids)
Source: RefSeq, a predicted model, not a curated record